AUAUUAUUCUACCCUUUCUUUUUUCAUUCCUUCUUUCUUCUCUUAUUAAAAGCAUUAUACCCAGUUUUUUUCAAACACUUCAUUAAUAACAAAAGAAAACAAUGGUUGACAUUACUUCCGCCUCCGCCUCCUUAUCAUCCGCUGUCUCUCCAGCUGUUUCUGCAGCCAGCACUCGGCCGGCGUACCAUCUAGCCACUGAGCUCGUGCACAUUGAUAGCGACGCAGUCAAGGACAACUACAACGCAGCCUCUGUGCCAAUCUACCAAACCGCAACAUUCAAGCAGCAUAACGCAGAUGGUUCCGGGGGUGAAUACGACUACUCCCGGUCCGGCAACCCGACGCGCACAGCGGUAGAGGUACAUAUGGCCAAGAUAAUGGCAGCAGAGCGCGCCUUCGUGGUAUCCACGGGAAUGACCGCACUGGAUGUGAUCUUAAGGCUGGUGAAGAGCGGGCAGGAGAUCGUCGCCGGAGAUGAUAUUUACGGUGGAACUAAUAGGUUGCUCACUUAUGUAUCGCAGUUUAAUGGCGUUCGGGUGCAUAAUGUGGAUACGACGGAUCCGUGCAAAGUGGAGGAGAAGCUCGGGCCGAAUACUCGGUUGGUCCUGUUGGAGUCACCAACGAAUCCGCUGAUUAAGAUUGCGGACAUUCGUAGGAUUUCGCAGCGCGUUCAUGAGCUGUGCCCGCAGGCAUUGGUUGUCGUGGAUAAUACUAUGAUGUCGCCAUAUUUGCAGAAUACCCUGGAGCUGGGCGCGGAUAUCGAGUAUCAUUCAGGGACAAAGUACCUUUCGGGUCACCAUGAUCUGAUGGCUGGUGUUAUUGGUUGCAGAACCAAGGAGGUCGGUGAUCAGCUGUACUUUGUUAUCAACGCUAGUGGAUCUGGACUCGGGCCUUUCGACUGCUGGCUGCUGCUCAGGGGCGUCAAAACCCUGGGUAUUCGCAUGGAGAAGCAGCAGAGCAACGCCAUCCUGAUAGCUGAUUUCCUCGAAGCACAGGGUCUUCGGGUACACUUCCCGGGCCUGAAAUCCCACCCGCAAUACGAUCUGCAUGCGCAGCUGGCUUCGGGCCCCGGCGCCGUGCUGAGUUUUGAAACCGGUGACGUUGGGUUGUCCGAGCGUAUCGUUGAGGGUGCUCGACUGUGGGGUAUUUCGGUGAGCUUCGGGUGCGUCAAUUCGCUUAUUUCUAUGCCCUGCAAGAUGUCUCACGCGUCGAUUCCGGCGGAAAUUAGGAAGCAGCGUCAGUUGCCUGAGGAUCUGAUCCGCCUGUGUGUCGGUAUUGAGCACCCGGAGGACCUGAUCAAUGACCUGACCAAUGCGCUGAGGGUGGCUGGGUUCCCAGUCAAGGCUUAAUAGAAUAUCCAUUAAUUAACAAAAAACCAUAAAUAAUAAAAUAACGUUUUUUCAGUUUGUCUUCUUGUCAACAACAGCAGCAUCAGCAGCAGCAGCGGGUGCGGGUGCGGCUCCGCCAUAGUUAAUAGCGGUCUUGUGCUUAAUA
This is a messenger RNA of Kickxella alabastrina, 1491 nucleotides long. Its product is annotated as cystathionine beta-lyase. Gene Ontology annotation, biological process: transsulfuration; 'de novo' L-methionine biosynthetic process. Gene Ontology annotation, molecular function: pyridoxal phosphate binding. Gene Ontology annotation, cellular component: cytoplasm. The record is from RefSeq and is a predicted model, not a curated record. Lineage: Eukaryota; Fungi; Kickxellomycota; Kickxellomycetes; Kickxellales; Kickxellaceae. The coding region runs from base 102 to 1346 and encodes 414 amino acids. The transcript has a single exon.